Messenger RNA from Moneuplotes crassus, 1301 nucleotides. The record is from the annotation of a GenBank genome assembly. Lineage: Eukaryota; Ciliophora; Spirotrichea; Euplotida; Euplotidae.
CACCAAUCAUUGGAAUAAUAAAUAUUAGUAAAUAUGAAUACAUUAGAGAAGGGCCCAGUAAAGCUCCUCCAGGUCAGCAAGCUGUCUAGUUUCCAUGAAGAACCCAGUUUGAGUGGAUUUUCUCAAAAUGAUAUGAAAAAUACCCUCUUUUUCUUUGAAAAUUUAGAAUUAUUACUAGGAAAGAAGCUCAGACAAAUUCACGAAUCGGGAUAUAUUGUUGGGAAAUUCACUCCGAGAAAUAUUGAAAAUUUAAUAAGUUAUCGGUUAUAAUCGAUUCAACACUUGGGCUACUCGAGCUAACCAAGAUUGGGACGAAAAUUAGUCAUGAAGCUCAUUAUAAAGAUGACAUUUUGUACACGAGCUUAAAUUAUGAUGCACAUGGAACUGCUACAAUUCGGGACGAUUUAGAAUCAAUUUGUUAUUUACUAAUCUACUGAAUUAAUAAAACUUUGCCCUGGUGACCAGAUCAAUCUGAGAGCAUGGCCAAUGUAGCCUCAGCAUCAGAGAUAAAAUCGCUGUGCAACAACAAUGAGCUAUGUUAUGGACUCCCUUCGGAGAUCUAUAGAUAUUUGAAAUAUAUAAAACGUACCGGACCAAAUUUUGAGCUUGACUAUUCUAAAUUAUGAGAGUUCUUAAGUGGAAUGUACAAGCAUAUAUCAUUCAAAGAUUUUCUCUUUAAGAGUAGCUCUAAGAAGCCCAAGAGGAUUGAUGACUCAUGCAAGUUCAAGAGCAGAGAGAUCAUUUCAUUCAGUUCAGAGCAUUCGAUGAACUCCUUCGCAGGCCGGAUGCUCAACAUUAGUAAUAAACUUAGUAAUAACUCUUCAAGUAAUGCUUGACCGCGAUUGAAACCUAAAAGGAAGAGGUAUGAUGGAAAUUAUGUCAGAAAGAGGUACCAAGGAAGUCAGAUUACAGCGACCAAAGGGUCCUCUACAUGAAAAUAAUUUAGGAAAGAGUCCAAUAACUCCAAAGGAGUUCAUUGGACUAUCAAUCUAUCAGGUUUCAUCUAAGAAUCCAAGAGAAUUUUCAAAAAUGAGUGGAUCAAUGUCUCAUGAAUGGAAGAACAAAUCCUUGAGAUAUGGAAUCGGAAGCCGGCUCCAACUCAAGGACUUGAGGAUAUCCUCCGUCAUCUCUCGAAGGAGUAAGUGUCAAUCCAUUAAUGAGAAAGUUGAGGACAUUGAUGACCUCACUGCUUUAUCUGCAGAAUGAGUCACAGUUGGUCGGAUCAAUAUUUCUAAUCCCAACAAGAGUGUUUUCCAAAACUAGGGCUGAACAUCUAUAUUUUACUACCAUUUCAAUACUUA